This is a messenger RNA of Trichobilharzia regenti, 468 nucleotides long. Lineage: Eukaryota; Metazoa; Platyhelminthes; Trematoda; Strigeidida; Schistosomatidae. The record is from the annotation of a GenBank genome assembly.
AUUACAAAGGGAAUGACUAUAGACCUUCUGUUGGAAUCAUACUACAAAAAAUGGGAAAUCGAGUGGUGAAGAUAUUAGACAUCAAAGAUCACUCAGUUCAUAACGGACACCUGGACAAAGUGACAAUAAAUGAAGUAGGUCGUUCCAAUUAUAAUAUUAUUGAUUCCGCUAAUAAUCCUGAUUUUGUAGAUAAUUCAGAAAUAAGUCCAGAUAAUACUGAUGAAGGUAAUAUCACAGAAUCAGUUAGAAGGUCGCAGCUACUUGCAAGCAAACCGAGACAUCGUUAUAAAUACGCGAGGAGAUAUUCGAGGUGUGGCGGAUGUGGUGAUUGACAAUUUCUAUCUCUGUAUUGUUUAAAUACUUACUGUUGACUGUUGAUAUGUUUCUUAUAUGAAUUGCAUUCUAAUUCCGCUAAAUACAAAUUACUGAUUGCUGCCCUCUCUGGGUUUUGAUUAGAUUCCUAUAAUU